AUGAAAGAUCGCUCAUUUCCUUAUAUCGAUCCAAGUUAUUCUGCUUUGAGCCUGGUUAAACCAGCCAACCAAUUUUCAUUUUUGGAUUCAGGAGAAGUAUAUUCUAAAAAAGUAUUUGUUGGAGGAUUGCCUCCAGAUAUUGAUGAAGAAGAAAUACUGGCAUCGUUUCAUAAAUUUGGAUCUGUACUGGUUGAUUGGCCUCAUAAAGCUGAAAGUAAAUCAUACUUUCCACCCAAAGGUUAUUGCUUUCUUUUAUUUGAAGAUGAAAAAUCAGUUCAAGCUCUGGUUCAAGUUUGUGCUGUGGAAGGCUCAAAGAUAUAUUGGCAUGUCUCCAGCCCGACCAUGAAGGAUAAAGCAGUUCAGAUACGUCCUUGGAAACUAUCUGAUUGUGAUUUUGUGGUUGAUGGCGCUCAGCCAUUGGAUCCCCGAAAGACUGUUUUUGUUGGUGGCGUUCCAAGGCCAAUGAGAGCAGUUGAAUUGGCGAUGGUGAUGUCCCGGAUGUAUGGACCGGUGUGCUACGCUGGUAUUGACACCGACCCGGAUCUCAAAUAUCCGAAAGGAGCUGGCAGAGUUACUUUUUCCAACCAGCAGAGUUUUCUAUCAGCAAUCAAUUCUCGGUUCGUACAGUUACAGCACGGAGAUAUCGAUAAAAGGGUUGAAGUGAAACCAUAUGUUUUGGAGGAUCAGAUUUGCGAUGAAUGUCAGGGGAUUCGCAGUGGAGGGAAACACGCUCCAUAUUUUUGCGCUAACGUUGUUUGCUUGCAAUAUUAUUGUGAUCAGUGCUGGGCCAUUGUUCACUCAACACCUGGCCGCGAGUUCCACAAGCCACUUGUAAAGGAUGGAGCCGAUAGACCAAGAACAAUGCCCUUUCGUAUGUGCUAA
This is a messenger RNA of Helobdella robusta, 882 nucleotides long. RefSeq lists its product as hypothetical. The record is from RefSeq and is a predicted model, not a curated record. The coding region runs from base 1 to 882 and encodes 293 amino acids. Gene Ontology annotation, cellular component: synapse; cytoplasm; nucleus. NCBI's taxonomy places the organism in Eukaryota, Metazoa, Annelida, Clitellata, Rhynchobdellida, Glossiphoniidae. The transcript has 6 exons. Gene Ontology annotation, molecular function: ribosome binding; mRNA regulatory element binding translation repressor activity; translation factor activity, RNA binding. Gene Ontology annotation, biological process: negative regulation of cytoplasmic translation.